This is a messenger RNA of Pisolithus orientalis, 947 nucleotides long. RefSeq lists its product as uncharacterized. Gene Ontology annotation, molecular function: mRNA binding. Lineage: Eukaryota; Fungi; Basidiomycota; Agaricomycetes; Boletales; Pisolithaceae. The coding region runs from base 36 to 923 and encodes 295 amino acids. The transcript is spliced from 9 exons. Gene Ontology annotation, cellular component: ribonucleoprotein complex; nucleus; cytoplasm. The record is from RefSeq and is a predicted model, not a curated record.
UCCGCUAAAACUUCACCCUUCCACUUUCUACCACCAUGGCUAGACGGUUGUAUCUUGGCAGACUUCCACCCGACACUCGUGCGGAGGAUGUCGCAAAAUUUUUCGACGGUUACGGUCGCAUCGUCGAUUGCAGGGUCAUGACUGGUUUCGGCUUCGUUGAAUUUGAGAGUUCAAAGGAUGCUGAGGAUGCUGUUCAUCACUUCAACGGCAAAUCGUUCAUGGGAGCGAAUAUUGUUGUGGAGUUUGCUAAAGAAGGCCGUCCCCGUAGGGAUCCCUACGAAAAUGAUCGCAACCAUGGCAGUGUUCGUUCUCGCAGACCCCCUGGCGUGCGGCUCAUUGUCUCAGGUAUAUCGCGCGAUACUAGCUGGCAGGAUUUGAAAGAUUUCGGGCGUGAGGCUGGCAGCGUCUCCUUCGCUGACAUUGACCGUGACCUCGCGGGCCAAGGGGUUCUGGAAUAUCUUUCGCGUGAUGAUGCCGACCGCGCCGUCAAGGAUUUGGACGGAAAGGAUCUCCGAGGAAGGCCUGUGCGGGUUGCGUACGACGAAUCGCGCGGCGGUGCUGACAAUUACAGGCGAGAUGAUCGUCGCGACGAUCGUUACAGGGAGGAACGUCACUACCGAGACGAAAGGUCCUCAUACAGACGGGAACGGUCAAAAUCACCUCCUCGCCGUGUUGAAGAUGAUCGUCGCCCCAGGUCUCCACCUCCGGGCAGGAGGGAUUAUGAUGAGAGAAAACCUGCAGGGUACGAUGAUUACCGGCGGGGAGGCUAUGAUGAUGAUCGCAGAGCCCCUGAUUAUUAUGACCGCCGCAGGGACGAUCUUGACAGGCGGCGCGAAGAACGCUCCAGGCGCGAUGAUAAGGACGAUCGGUACGACGAUAGGUCGGCGAGGCAUACCAAUGGCGAUGGCGGUUGGGUGCGUUGACAGGGGAAAUGGUCGUGUAGUCGU